AUGUCGCGCAAGGGCGUGGGCAUCGGCGCCUUCGACCGCUCGCGCGUCACGUCGGCGCACUACGCCUCGCACGGCUCCUCGCUGCGCGCCACCAACGCCCAGGCGCUCGAGACGCAGCUCUCCGUCUUCCGCUCGCUGCUGCAGCAGUUCGCGCAGACGCACGCCAAGGACAUUCGCUCCGACCCGUCGUUCCGCGCGCAGUUUGCGCGCAUGUGCACCGCCAUUGGCGUGGAUCCCCUCGCCACGAGUUCCGGUUCUGGUUCAGGUGGUGGGGGAGGCGGCGGCGCGUCGUCGAUCUGGGCGCAGCUGCUGGGCAAGACGGUCAACGACUUUUACUUUGAGCUCGCGGUCCGGGUGGUGGAGGUGUGCGGCGCGACGAGGGGCGAGAACGGCGGGCUCAUCGGCCUGCGCGAGGUGCGCGAGCGGCUCUCCGCUGCGUCUGCGGCUGCGUCGUCGUCGGGCGGCGAUGGCAGCAGCGACAACGGCGGCAUAUCCGAAGACGACGUGCGGCGGGCCGUCGAGACGCUCAAGCCCCUGGGCGGCAGCUACGGCAUCGUGCGCGUCGGGCGCAAGGAGUACAUCCGCAGCGUGCCGCGCGAGCUGAGCAACGACCAGGCCGCCGCGCUCGAGGCCGCCCAGGUCCUUGGCUACGUGAGCGUGAGUAUGCUGCACGACAACCUCGCCUGGGAGGGCGCCCGCUGCCGCACCGUCAUCGACGACCUCGUCGCAGAGGGCAUGCUCUGGGUCGACAAGCAGACGGGCGGCGAGUGGGAGUACUGGAGCCCCAGCUUCAUGCUCGAUGCCCCGAUCGCCGGCGAUGAUGCGUUUGACGGUGGUGCUACUUCUGCUGCUGCUGUGGUCGCUGGAGAUGGGUGA
Messenger RNA from Purpureocillium lilacinum, 876 nucleotides. RefSeq lists its product as uncharacterized. Gene Ontology annotation, biological process: protein transport to vacuole involved in ubiquitin-dependent protein catabolic process via the multivesicular body sorting pathway. NCBI's taxonomy places the organism in Eukaryota, Fungi, Ascomycota, Sordariomycetes, Hypocreales, Ophiocordycipitaceae. Gene Ontology annotation, cellular component: ESCRT II complex. The record is from RefSeq and is a predicted model, not a curated record.